AUGUAUGCUGAGCAGAUCCGUGCUAUCUUCUCGUACUGGACCACUACCCUCUCUAUGAUCGAGAGAGCUUUGGCCCAGACAGGAAUUAAAUUUUGUCGGUAUGAUGGCAAAAUGUCAACGGGAAAAAGAGACCAAAUUUUGUCAAACUUUGUAGACGAUCCGUCGUUGCAAUUGAUUUUGGUUUCAAUCACUUGUGGUGGUCAAGGACUAGAUCUCACGGCUGCAAACCACGCUAUUCUCGUAGAGGCUCAGUGGAACCCUAUGCUGGGAGAGCAGGCUCUGUCGCGGGUGCAUCGACUUGGCCAGACGAAGCCGGUGAAGUUGGUCUGA
This is a messenger RNA of Exophiala aquamarina CBS 119918, 330 nucleotides long. RefSeq lists its product as uncharacterized. The transcript is spliced from 2 exons. The record is from RefSeq and is a predicted model, not a curated record. Bases 1 to 330 code for a protein of 109 amino acids. Lineage: Eukaryota; Fungi; Ascomycota; Eurotiomycetes; Chaetothyriales; Herpotrichiellaceae.